Gallus gallus (chicken) is the source of this 4723-nucleotide messenger RNA. RefSeq names its product StAR related lipid transfer domain containing 4 (gene STARD4). Lineage: Eukaryota; Metazoa; Chordata; Aves; Galliformes; Phasianidae. The record is from RefSeq and is marked provisional. The transcript has 6 exons. Gene Ontology annotation, cellular component: cytosol; endoplasmic reticulum. The coding region runs from base 56 to 679 and encodes 207 amino acids. Gene Ontology annotation, biological process: cholesterol import; intracellular cholesterol transport; cholesterol transport involved in cholesterol storage. Gene Ontology annotation, molecular function: cholesterol transfer activity; cholesterol binding.
AGAGUUGAGCCGGAGCGAAGUGCGGAGUGUGGCGGUAGCCGCGGGAAGAACGCCGAUGGACCUGCUGCCGGAUCCCGCGCCCCUGGCUACCAGGCUGCAGAACACGCUGCUCCGCUACCACAGCAUCGCCGACAGCGAGUGGCGGAUCGCCAGGAAAACUAAAGAUGCAGUGGUGUGGCGUAAACCAUCAGAAGAAUUCAGUGGAUACCUGUACAAAGCUCAAGGAGUGGUAGAAGAUAUUACUAACAGAAUAGUGGAUCAUAUUCGUCCUGGACCUUAUAGGCUCGACUGGGACAGCUUAAUGACUACAAUGGACAUCGUGGAAACAUUUGAAGAGAACUGCUGUGUGAUGCGCUACACCACUGCUGGACAGCUCUGGAACAUCAUAGCACCAAGGGAGUUUGUUGAUUUUUCUUACACUACAAGCUAUGAAGAUGGGCUUCUAUCAUGUGGUGUAAGCCUUAACUAUGGAGAGGUGAGACCUAAUUUUGUCCGUGGAUUCAAUCACCCGUGUGGCUGGUUCUGCGUCCCUCUUAAGGACUAUCCUAGCCACAGCCUUUUGACAGGCUAUAUUCAGACCGAACUGCGAGGGAUGCUACCUCAGUCUGCAGUGGACACUGCCAUGGCUAGUACCCUAACCAAUUUCUACUCCGACCUCAAAAAGGCACUGAAAUCGUAGACAAAAAGUGACUGAGAAGCCCGUGCAUUUCUUGCAAUCAAAUUAUAUUGAUUAGCUUAGCAUGGGUUAACUACUGAGCUCAAAGGUGAAUAACAUUGCUCCUGAAUGAUUCCUGAACCUUUCUGUAGAGGAAUCCGGACAACUUUGAUGUGAUACUUACAGUACAUUCCUAUUUCACAGCACAAGAUCUUGUUUCCUGCUCAGCACACUGCAGCUGUGUGAGUAGUCUGAACCUAUAAAUCCCUUACUUCCUUAGGUGGAAAACAGCGAAUGUGUAUGUGAACUUGAAAAGUGGAUCAGAAACUUGGCUCUCAACAACAGUACUGAGAGUGAAGUGCUCAGGGUUUUGUGGGUGCAGGUUGCUGUACAGACAGCAGCUCGUAGGAGAUGCAAUUUUGUAAUAUAUAUAUGCAUAUAUAUACAUUUACAUUUAAUUUAAUUUUUUAAUUUAUGUAGUUUGUACUGGUGCAUCUUUAAUUUCUGUGUUAAAAACUUGCUUUGAUUUAUCAUUGAGAUGGCCCAUAGCUAUACUGUUAAACAAUACUAUUCAUAAGAAAGCUCUUUGCUCAUGUUAGCAAAUCAAGUAUUCGUUAUUGGCAUUUCUUUAAUGUUGUAACUGUAGCUUGGUAACUGUUGUAUAUAACAGUCUCAGUGCGUAGAUAAAGGAAUGCCCUUACAGCUGAUCCAAAGCUCCUUUAAGUCAUGAGGUGUGUUUUCAUAGUUUUUAGUGGACUUUUAGUCACACAUGUAAUUGUCAAAAUAGCAAACCUGCAAUGGUACCUCUGUAGUACUCAGCACUUCUAAAUAGUUAUUUUUACUAAAUUUUGCAUGGAACUGUGUUUUCUAGCUUAAUUUUUGUCUUUCUUAGCUUUCAGUUACUAAAGCUACAGACAGUACCAUUAAGUUGCUUAGGCGUAGGCUUUGGUUUAACCAGAGCAACACAGACUGCCAGCAUGAUGGUACAGCACAGUAGAGUUUUCUGUUGAAAUUUGCAAUAAGUGAACUAAGCGUCUUAAAAUAUGGCUGACUGAAGGUUAAAAUACAAGCUAUAGAGUUGCUCGGAGCUGCAGGAAGGUGGAGGGUCAUGUUUUUUAGGAUAUUCAAUCACCUAGCAAUGCUGAUAGGUGUGAGGACUUCGAGAAGCCUACUGUCUGUGCUGCUAGGUCCUUAGUUCUCUUUAAAACCUGACACUGAGCUUUCAUUGUUGCUGUGCAUCCAUUUCUCAGGUGAGAUUGUAAUUUUCCCUGUGCUUUCCCAGUGCAAGUGUAGCUGUGUUGUAGUUUGGGAAGGUAUCUCGUAGCCCUAGUGUUUUGAGGCCAGUUGUAUACAUACAGUUUUGGUAGUUUACUCUAAGGAAAAUGCAUUCACAUGGAAGAUGUUCCUCUGGAAUAUUGGCUCUUUGGGCAUUAGCCACUGUAGCUGAACUUUGAAUAGUAAGGACUUUUCUUUCUCAUUGCUCAAGGAGAGAUGUGGAAAAAAAAAAGACACCAAGUAGUAAGGGUUCUUCAAACUAGCUUCAUGUUUAAGGUAUACAGCACUGUUUACAAUGCUUAAAGAUAAUGACAUGAAAUAGCCGUAACAGAUAAAAAAAAAAAAAUAACUUCUCUGUUGGGUUUUGUGUAUUCUUCUGUUCCUUUUAAUCUCCUUGGUUAGUCUUCCUGUCUUUCCUGUCUUUCUUGUUUCCCUCACACCCUGGAAGUUCAGAGGGUGCUCUUUUACCAUCAAUCGUACUGAGUAAUCAUUUUUCCCUGAGUGCUGGUGUGCUGCUUUGUAGUGGUACUGGUAUAGAAGCAAGUAAGAAAGCCCUAGCUGGGAUGAGUGCUGACAUGAUUACAGAGGAAGUUGUGUGAGGUGUACCUUAUUUGUUCUUCCCAAUUACACAGACUACAUAGAUAGUCAUUAAUCUGCUUUUUUUUAAGUCUUCAUUUUAGUGUGAAAGAAAAAGUCUUUUUUUUUUUUUUUAAGGCUUCAGGGACUAGUUGAGGGGUUGUGAUACAGAUAUAAUACUCAAUGUCUUCGUAAAGAGUUCAGUUUAAACCUACAGAGGCACUUCACUGCUGGAGAAGCAGGUCAAAAGGAGCAUGAGAUGCUUGUAGACAUGAGGAUGAUGUUUGCAGAGCACUAGACGCUAUAGAAAAGAUCACAAGGUCCCUGUUCAAAUACCCAGUUUAAGGACUCUUGCAUUUCUAUAGGGUUAUCCAGCCUUAUUUGUAUGAAGUGAAAUGGCCUUUUAAGCUUUCAGAUGAAGAUAGGCUGAUAAAGCACAGAGCAGCCAAAGAAAGAAGACUCGUUAGAAAAUCCUUGGUGUAUUUUAAGUAUGAUGAUGUUUUUUAAUAUACAUUUCUCCAUGCAUGUUUAUUUUUUAUCAAGAGCUGUUUUAAGUAAGAGGCCAAGAGACGGAAAGAUGUAGUGAAUAAGGACAAAUGUCUGAAAGCCAAGUGGGCCUUUUAUUUUGCAUUAUGAUGCAUUAUAAUUUGUUCUUUAAACACCGAGUAAACUGGCUUUGUGUGUUCUAAUAGAUGUAGUCUAUUGCUUCUGACAGUGAGUCUGAACAUUUGAGUGAAUAACAACAGAGACUACAGGAGGCAGAGACCAGAGCCAGAUUUCUUAAUGUCAGCAUAAUACAAUUCUUCAGUUUUCAGAUGAGGAAAAUACAUGGAAGGUGCCAUCAAACCUUAAGGAUUUAUUCUGGUUAUUCUCUUGCUUCUAAAAUGUUUCUAGUUUAAGAAAGCAAUGAUGGACAGUGUGCUGAUGACGCUACUGAAGUGAUGCAUUGCUGAUACCUCUUCUCUGACCAUUUGAAGCAGUUGAGCUAUAGAGUAACACAGAACUGUAAGAAAGGUGUCUGGUUUCACAGAAUAUUGUGUUUGAAGUCACAACUUUCAAUCCUUAGCUAUACUAAAAGAAAGUGAGGAGUGUGAGGUACUGAGGCAGAGCUGUUCUUUAACCAGAAUACAUUCAGAACCAAAAAAGCCAGUAUCAAGUACCAAUCAGAUCAGAAGAAUUUCUUUCCCCUCCCAUGGCAUUGCUUUCCUCCUAAGUCAACAAACAGUCUGGAUGGAGCAAGACAGUACAAAGUAGGAAGGGAUUUGAGGGGACGAAGCACAGGAUCACAUACUCUGCUUGUUAGGAGAUAGUGGAAGGCAAAGUAAAUUACUUUGUAUAGUUUGCUGUCAUCAGAACAGCAACAGAAUUUAUGCAAGUUUCUGAGGUUUGCCAGUGUUUCUGUUCUUGGGAAGAGGCACAUGCUGCAUUCAGUACUUGAACUCAGAGUUUCAGUAGAACAGUGUCACCUGAAAUCAGCUUCUUAACGAGGAACCCAAGCAUAAAUGGCAGAUAAAUGCCAGUUUUUGCUAGGGAAAUAGGAUGUAUAUAGACACAUCAACAAUAUUUUUAUAUGGCUAGUAAUUAAAAGAACAAGAAAGAAAGAAAGAAAGCAAACUAUUCAGGGGUUUAGGUAAUAUAUUUGUUUAUUUUAAGUCUGUCUUUUUAACUAUGUCCUGUAUGUGUGGAUGGGAAGGAUGGCUAAAGAUAAGACAAUCAUUAUGUUUAGCUUUUAUUUGCCGCCUAAAGCCUCCAGCUUUGAAAUUUCUUUGUAGCUGUGCUACUUAUUUUGUUUGUGCAGUAGACAGAUGUUGGGCUAAGUGCAAUGUUGGUGCAGCCCAAGGUGCUCCACUACACUGGUGAGAGGUGGAACAGUACCUCAGCCAGACACUCUGGGGACAGCACAAGCCCUAAUCUCAGAUUUUAUUAUCUUGCUAUGCUUUUAAUGGAUCAGAAUGAAAACAGUGAAAACAGUGUGUUCCUCCAGUGAUCAUAAACAACUAGAACUGUUUUGAUAGCGUGAGCUAGUUAUUCAAUGUACAGGUCCAUUGCUGGAAAAGUAGUGAUAGUUCUAUUGAACCCAGUCAAGCUAGGCCUGUGUUUAGAAAAAUGAAAGUCAGUCUGGCUUAACAGUGGUUUGAAUGAUUGUGUUAAGUACUUAAGAUGUUUCUGUUUAUAUUUUGAAUGCAAUUACAAAAUAAAUUAAAAGAUGAAUGCUAA